This is a messenger RNA of Thunnus maccoyii (southern bluefin tuna), 4050 nucleotides long. RefSeq names its product rho GTPase-activating protein 22-like. Gene Ontology annotation, biological process: wound healing, spreading of epidermal cells; negative regulation of ruffle assembly; activation of GTPase activity. Gene Ontology annotation, cellular component: focal adhesion. The record is from RefSeq and is a predicted model, not a curated record. Gene Ontology annotation, molecular function: GTPase activator activity. The coding region runs from base 1 to 2220 and encodes 739 amino acids. The transcript is spliced from 9 exons. Lineage: Eukaryota; Metazoa; Chordata; Actinopteri; Scombriformes; Scombridae.
AUGGGACUCAGCUGCUUCAAGUCCUGGAAACAUGACAGUACAGGCCACAAAGGGAACAGGGACGUGUUGGCCAGUCCGGGCUCGUAUUUCUUCCUUUCUAACAGCGCCGGUCAGGGAGACGAGUGGCUGAAGAGCCUCAAUAAGGGAGUCUGGAUCCCUUUCACAGGGGUUUUUGGUCAGCGUCUGGAGGAGACGGUGCUGUAUGAGCGGCGUUACGGGGUGCGUUUGGUUCCUCUGGUGGUGGAGCAGUGUGUGACCUUCAUCAGGGAGCGUGGUCUGCAUGAGGUGGGCUUGUUUCGCCAGUCGGGACAGGCCAGUCAGGUCAAAGAGCUGCAAGAGGCUUUUGAUGCUGGGGAGAGGCCCUCGUUUGACAGUAGUACAGACGUCCACACGGUGGCGUCACUGCUGAAGCUCUACCUCCGACAGCUGCCGGAGCCUCUCGUUCCAUACAAGCGCUACCAGGACUUCCUGAUCUGCAGUCAGAAGCUGACCAGUGACCGAUUGCUGGGUUUGGGGGAGUUGAGGAAUCUUCUUCAUGAGUUGCCGGUUGCAAAUUUCAACCUGCUCAACUUCAUCUGCCAGUUUCUAAAUGAAGUCCAGAGUUACUCCAGCAGUAACAAGAUGAGUGGGCAGAACCUGGCCACCGUGUUCGGGCCAAACAUCCUCCGAGCCAAAGCUGAAGAUCCACAAAGCAUCAUGGGAGGUGCAGCACUGGUCCAGGUGUUGAUGUUGGAGCUGAUCAGAGAGCACGAGUCUCUGUUCUCCAAGAUCCCUCCAUCCAUCUCUGCCCAUCCUCCUGGAGGUUCACAUGCAUCACCAAGUGCUCUGAGGCAGGCUCAUCUCCACCCGUCUCCCUGCCUCCGCCAGCUGUCUCUGCCUCUCAUCACAGAGCGCUCCCAAGAGCCAGGACAGCCCACUGUAGACGGACACAACCCUGGCUUUAUCUCCUCUGCUGCUGCCAAAUCAGACUUGUCUUCAGGUCAGAAGAGACUUCUCGGACACCGCUACACCUCCUCUCACCCCGAGAACUGUUUCUACCCUCUACCCUCUACUAGUCAGCCCCUUCAGCACCACGCUGACAGACAAAACAUAGAUUACCACCAGCACCACGCUGGCCAAGGAUCAUCCCCUGCAAAUGUUCAAACCUCUACAACCAUUCUCCAGCCACAGGACCCACUGCCAGACAGCUCCAAGUCCAGAUCGAUGCUCACAGGUUGGACAGAGGCCUGGCCAGGCCUGGAAGAGGUAGGGGCUAGUUUCUGGAGCUCUGGUGCUGCAGAAGCUGCAGAGAGUGCAGUGCCAGAAGCAGCCAGUGGAGGCAGCAGUGAGGCUCAAGAGGAUAGCACCCCGUCUGUCUACGACAACCUGGAUAGAGUCUCUAUAUCUCUGUGUCAGAGGUUGGAGAAAGGCACUGGUGGAGAUUUUGAAAACGUUGCAGUCAGCCAUAUUAGAACUUGUGAAGAGGAGGUGGAGCUAGAGGAUGGCAGGCACACAGCAGACUCCUCCUCUUCAUGGUCCUCCUGCGAGGUUUUCCCAUUGGACGAGAGCAGUGAUGCUGUGGGCGGGGUUAGUCCUGACGUGUCACCAAAGAGACCGACAAGGUUACCUUCAAGUCGGGUAGUAGAAGAUGAAAACAGUGAUAAUGACGAUCAUGAUGAUGACGAUAAUGCCAAUCAUGACGAUGACGAUAAUAAUGAUGAUGAUGAUGAUGAUGAUGUUGGUGGUGAUGAUGGUGAUGACGCCCACCUCUAUAACUCUCCAGCCUCCUGUUCUGUGCUCAGUAACAGCCCUCUCAGUACAGGUAGCUCGGAGGUGUUCCUCCCCUCUGGUCCUCCAGACCUCCAGGUCCCUGAACCUCAGUCACAGCCCGAGGACGCUCACUCACUCCUGGCUGAGCUGCGGCAGCAGAUGGCCCAGCAGAAGGCUGAGUACCAGGCCAGGAUACACAGGUUGGAGCGUUGUAACGACGUCCUCGAGCGGCAGGUUGCGGUACUGCGGGUCAGUCUGGAGCAACACAGGCGCAGCCAGAGUGUCGCCGAGAUCAAGAUCCGCAACAUGGAGCGAGCCAAAGCUGACGCAGACCGCCGAAACACAACACUUCAGAGAGAGAUGGAGAUGUUCUUCCAGAUGUAUGGAGAGAUCAAAAAAAGAGGAGGGGGGGACGAAGGAGAAGGAGGAGGAGGAGGGAGUAGGAGAGAGCGCGUCUUACAGAGCCUCUGAAGAGGAAAAAGAAAUUUAAAUUGCAUGAAUAGUGAAAGGUUUGUUGGUCAGAGCUUAAUGAAAGAGAUUGGUGGAUAAACAGACAAUAAAACUAAGAAAUUUCACGUCAAGAAAAUUUGGUGAGCAGCAGUUUGCGAUGUUGGCUAGCUUCUUCACCCGUGAAAUGAAUGUCCCGGGGGCCUGUUGGAUUGGUUGAUUGGAGCAACUGCUGGACACUUUUUGUGUCCUCUGCUUUAUCCAACCAGUCACCAUACUAUGUCUCUCAAGGAGGCCCAAGUGAGGUGUUACUCUACAUGAGCCUUUAAAAAACCAACCUCCAAUUUGGACGGUACUUGAACAGAAGAUCUAGUGGAGUACUGGAAACUGAAAGCAAAUGUAGACUACAAGACUUUCAAUAUAUCAAAUAUUUUCAGUAAGAUAUUUCUGUCCCAGACAUCUCUGUUCACAAACUACACAGCUGAUCUCAGACAAGAUGUACUGAUAACAAGAUUAUUUCAGUACGACAGAUCUACGGAUGGAGCAAACACCAGAUGCUAGAAGCUCACUGAUCUCACGCCAAAGUUCACUAAGCUUCAGUUCCAUCUCUUGUGUCCAUACAUGUGGAACACCUGUGCCUAUCUCUGCCUUCUUCUAAGCCAUUGUCUUCUUCCUCCUUCCUUUCCUGACCCACAUUGGAUAUUGCUAAUCUCCCAUCUCAAACUCAUCUCUGAGGAGCCCCAAGUACAAGUGCAUCUUGUUUUUUGGCUACGAUAAACUUAAAACUUGUUUGAAAACUGUCAAGACACAUCCCAGAAACGCUAGAACUACACAAGUUACUAUUACUGAGGGGAUUGCAGAUUAAAAUUAGCUAUAAGCUAACUCUGGUACAGUACAUCAAAUGGUAACAUUUAUGUUUAACACUAUACAUGGUCCCUUACAAAUAAAAUAAAUGAAUAAAUAAAAUACUAUACUACAAGUGUGAAUUCCUUGAAGACUCAAGCGUCAAAAACUUGUCUUGGUCGGGCAAAUCGUAUCAAAAGUCAUGUAGUCAGCAGAAGGCUUUAGACGACUAAAUAGUAUCUUCCAGAGCUCCCAGAAUUGAAGUUUCUACCAUUUAAAUGCAAAGAACAACUCUUCAAGUUGAAUUUCCAUGAAGGAAAUUCAUGUAAAAUUUCUCUGCAGUGAGGUGUCUGAUUCAUUUUCCUGACAUCUCAUUAACACGGCAGCAAACACUGUAAACACUACAAGGCUUUUUACAUGUUUUCUGCAGGAAGUGAUGUAACAUUUGCUACUGAAAAGAAGUAAAUAAUACAAUAAGUGGACAGCUAACAUAAGCUGCUGCACAUGGACGGGUUUGGAAAAUCUCAACAUCCGUGUUUCUUUGUUUCAGAGCUCAAUACUGAGCAUAGUCACUAGGAAUUACUGACUUUUAGCUGUGGCCUGAACGCAGCAUCAUGUCCUGUUGGAGAGACUUGUGGGAAACUUGUGGGAAAUAAAAAAUUAUCAAUAAAAAUCAACUUGAUGCACAGAAUGUACACGAAUCAGAUGAGUUUCGGAGCAAUCUGCGAAAGAUUUGUCAAUCAACCGGAUGUUAUCCGACGUGCUAUCAGACGGGUUUUCUCUAUAAUAAUAAGAUAUUGACUGGAUGCUAUACAUGAUGAUUGCGUUUAAGGUACUAGACGGCCUUGCUGUGCAGGAAUUCCAACAGACUGAAACUGCACUCUGACAGAAGCAAGGUAAGAAUGUGCUUUUUUUUACAGUUUGAGUGCCAGUCGUCACAAAGACUAAACGUGCACAAUGACUGUCUCAAGCAUAAAGAUACCAGAAGCCUUGUUCUGUUCACUUUGCAUG